Messenger RNA from Erythranthe guttata (spotted monkey flower), 537 nucleotides. The record is from RefSeq and is a predicted model, not a curated record. NCBI's taxonomy places the organism in Eukaryota, Viridiplantae, Streptophyta, Magnoliopsida, Lamiales, Phrymaceae.
AUGGGAGAAACGAAACAGAGAGCUUGCAGUUUUGCCAUAUCGCGUGAUAUGCCUCCUUGUAUUGCGAUAUGGGAGAAAGUGAAACAGACAGCUUCCAGUUUUGCCAUAUCGCGCGAUAUGCUUCAUUGCAUAGUCAUCCGGGAAAGGGGAACUGCCCCUGUUGUUGCUGGCACAAAUGCCGCCAACAUCGCAGAUGCCCCACCAAACGCCGCUAUUGGAGAGGUGAACCUGGAGCACCAGCACGGCUUCAAAAGAGACGCAGACCAGUACAUGCCAAUAGCCAAUAUCACCCGCACCAUGCGGCGCAUCCUCCACACUCAUGCUAGAAUCGCCGAUGACGCCAAGGAAGCUAUACAAGAAUGCAUCUCCGAGUUCAUCAGCUUCAUCACCGCUGAGGCGAAUGGGUGGUGCCACAACGACUAUCGAAGAACCGUCACACCGGAGGGCGUGCUGGCGUCAAUGGCCUCGCUUGGUUUCAACGACUAUUUAGAGCCGCUCAUAGUUUUCCUCAACAAUCACCGCGCCCAGAAUCUCUGA